UGCACUUUUUGAUACGUGUUUAUAGAGCGCAGCUGUCGGACCCGUGGCCUGCUGAUGUGUAGGAUCUAGAGCUGCGAGCGACCGACCCCUCAGCUGUCGGCAGACGUCACGUGAUUCCCAGAACAGGCGCCAAUGCCCGGCCGGCCAGCCGAGUGAUAAACACAGCGGCUCUACCAGAUUCCGCCGCGGGACGACCCGCCGAGCUUCUGUGAAAACUGGCGAGUGAGAGCCAGCGCUGCCGGCUCUGUGCGCUGUGCCACAGACGAGUCGAGUGGACGCGGUUGGCUGUGGUGUUGUGUUUGCGGUAGAUUCAGCGGUGGCUUGUGUCUACGACAGUGACUAUAGAAGUGCUAACGGGGGAACAGUUGGUGGCUACCGCAGUGACUUAAGUGACCACGACGGUGGACUGUGGUGACUUCAGCAUCGAACUUUUGUUUACUCUUGGUGGUCAUGCCCAGUAAAUAAUGAAACCGUUACGAAUAGUGUUUGUGACCUUGACUAGAGUAGCCUACGAGCGUCCAUGACCGGUGGCAAAUACGGCCAUCACUGCUUGUGCCUACGGCCUAUAAGUGUGACUUUGAGUGCCUAUCAUUGUGUGCAUGUGACAGCGGCUGUUGUGACUGAGGCAGUUGCCUGGUCGUUAUUGUGUAGCGCAGUCUGUGUAUGGUUCAUUGAACUGAUUGCACAGGGUGUUGGGACCACCGAGGACUGGGCGGCAUCCAACUGCUCUGUUAUCCACUCAGUCGACCGGGGCCUGUCUGAGCUGCCCCGCCGGUCACUAUGCGCCCGCCACCCGCGCUGGUAUCAGUGUGCCUGCUGGCCGCGGCCGUGUGCGCUGACAGUGGCCAGCGGGCCCACACCCGGGCACCGUCCAACUGCCGGGACCACGCCGGCCGGCCGGGUGUGUGCGGCACCGUCCAUGACUGCCCGCCGCUGCUGGCACUCGUCUCCAACGGCCGCCGCCCCAGUGCCGAGGAGGUCUCCCAGCUGCGCCGCAGCCAGUGCAGGGUACCCGGCGGCAGCCGCAGGCGAGUGCUGCUCUGCUGCGCCCUGCCGCCACCACCCCCUCCUCCGGCGGCGCCCGAGGAGCCGUUCGACGGCGAGCCCGAGGAGCACCCCAACCGGCGUCUGCUGGAGCGGGGCGAGCCGUGCGGCUCCUCUCUGGUGCCGCGCAUCACCGGCGGGAAGGAGGUGCGGCACGGCCAGCACCCGUGGAUGGCGCUGAUCGGCUACCGGCACUCGGAGACGGGCCGCGUCAGCUACCGGUGCGGCGGCGCGCUCAUCGGCCGGCGGCACGUGCUGACCGCGGCGCACUGCCUGGUCAGCCUGCCGGCCCAGCUGCGACUCGACUCGGUCCGGCUGGGCGACCACAACCUGUCGCGGCCCACCGACUGCGCGCUCACUCCCGACGGCCGACCGGUGUGCGGCGUGCCGCAGGAGUUCCGUAUCGCCGCCCUCUUCAUCCACAGCGACUACAACAAGCCCAGCGCGCGGCUCAACGACAUCGCGCUGCUCAAGCUCGACCGGCCCGUGGUGGAGGACAACUUUGUCGGCAAAAUUUGUCUGCCGUUCGAUUCGGCCCGUCAGCGCAACUACACGGGUGUCGGCCUGUCCGCGGUGGGGUUCGGCAGCGUGGGCCCGGGCCGCGACUCUCCUUCCAGUGAGGUGCUGCUGGAGGUGGUGCUGCCGGGCGUGGACCAGCAGCGGUGCGCGGCCGCCGUGCGCCGGCUGGGCGGCCUGCUCGGGCCGCGUCAGAUGUGUGCCGGAGGGGAGCCCGGCCGGGACGUCUGUUUCGGCGACUCGGGCGCGCCGCUGGUGGCCGACCCCGGAGCCGGCGAGCUGGCGCCCACCCUGGUCGGACUCGUGGCCUACGGGGCGCGGCUCUGCGACGGCGCCGUGCCCGGUGUCUUCACGCGCGUCUCCUCCUACCUGAACUGGAUCCUGGACAGGAUCGAUGACUGAGCCGCCCUCGGCGAGCGUCCCACCUGACCGCUAGUGUGAGACGCUAUGCGUUCUGCGUGUGCUAUGUGGUAGCUUACGGUGAUAAUGCCGAUAAUUGUGGUAAUCGUAACAAUAUUUCGGUAGGAGCAUGACCCACGCACGAGUCGCUUGAGUGGCAGUGGCUUGUCGAAUGCUCUGUGCCUACAGCUGAAAUAUGUAUAAUGCACUGCAUCCGAAUAAGUGGAUGAUCCUCCAUGUUGAAUACAUGUAGGUAGGUACUUCUGUUCGUAAAGCAGGCAAAAUGCUUAAUAAAAAAUUUUUAAGUGACGCCGGGCGGAGAUGAUCAGGUAGCUGCUACCUUGAUAAAUGAUUUACACUUUUCUGUGGGAAUUGAAUUCAUUUUCUUUUGUCGAGCCAUAGACCUCUGUAUCUAUUCCGAUCCGUGAAUAGAUUUAAACGUACUUAAAUGCGAUCGCGUUGAUGUGAUUA
Messenger RNA from Amphibalanus amphitrite, 2430 nucleotides. Its product is annotated as CLIP domain-containing serine protease 14D-like. The record is from RefSeq and is a predicted model, not a curated record. Gene Ontology annotation, biological process: proteolysis. The transcript has a single exon. Gene Ontology annotation, molecular function: serine-type endopeptidase activity. NCBI's taxonomy places the organism in Eukaryota, Metazoa, Arthropoda, Thecostraca, Balanomorpha, Balanidae. The coding region runs from base 781 to 1962 and encodes 393 amino acids.